Molecule: messenger RNA, 1318 nt
Organism: Drosophila erecta
Lineage: Eukaryota; Metazoa; Arthropoda; Insecta; Diptera; Drosophilidae
Gene: Ogg1
Product: N-glycosylase/DNA lyase
Exons: 4
Coding region: 212-1243 (343 amino acids)
Biological process (GO): nucleotide-excision repair; base-excision repair; base-excision repair, AP site formation
Cellular component (GO): nucleus
Molecular function (GO): damaged DNA binding; 8-oxo-7,8-dihydroguanine DNA N-glycosylase activity
Source: RefSeq, a predicted model, not a curated record
CCAGCACUGACCUAUCGGCAAGAAUACAAAAUGUAUAUGAAUACGCUGAAUGGUAAACAAAUGCUCAACAGCUGACAGCAAUAACACAUUUUAUCCUGUGAGUUUGUUGCAUUCGAUUUAAGCUCGCUUUUUAACGUAGCGCACUGUUUAAAAGUGAUGAGAAACUAUUGUUAACUAUGCCAACAAACGGCAUAAGCUGUUUAUAAAUCUUAUGCUGGUUCAUAAUUUAAGUUGCCAUAAAAAGCGCCUUUUUUCAAUCAUGAAGGCUGUCUUACAAGAUCGGGGAUCCAUAGAUUUAUCCCUCGAAGAAUGCGAUUUGGAAAGGACUUUGCUUGGAGGACAAAGUUUCCGAUGGCGGUCCAUAAGCGAUGGAAGUAGAACGAAAUAUAGCGGAGUGGUGUUCAACACCUACUGGGUGCUCCAGCAAGAAGAAUCCUUCAUAACUUACGAGGCAUACGGGCCCAGCAGUGCUUUGGACACAAAGGACUAUUCUUCCUUGAUAUCUGAUUACCUACGCAUGGAUUUCGACCUAAAACUUAACCAAAAAGAUUGGUUAAACAAGGAUGAGAACUUUGUAAGGUUCUUGAGUAAGCCAGUGCGAGUGCUUUCUCAGGAGCCGUUCGAGAACAUUUUUAGCUUCCUUUGCAGUCAAAACAAUAACAUAAAGCGCAUAUCAUCUAUGAUCCAAUGGUUUUGCGCUACAUUUGGCACCAAGAUUGGCCACUUCAAUGGUUCCGAUGAGUAUACAUUCCCGACGAUUAACAGAUUCCACGACAUCCCAUGCGACGAACUGAAUGCCCAACUAAGGGCUGCCAAGUUCGGUUAUCGGGCCAAAUUCAUAGCACAAACGCUGCAAGAGAUCCGGAAAAAGGGGGGCCAAAACUGGUUCAUACGGCUGAGGAGCAUGCCGUUCGAAAAAGCUCGCGAGGAGCUGACACUGCUACCCGGAAUCGGAUACAAAGUGGCGGAUUGUAUCUGCCUUAUGUCGAUGGGUCACUUGGAAUCCGUGCCCGUCGACAUUCAUAUUUACAGAAUUGCUCAAAAGUACUACCUGCCCCAUCUAAGCGGUCAAAAGAACGUAACCAAGAAGAUUUACGAUGAGGUUUCGAAUCAUUUUCAAAAGCUACAUGGAAAGUCUGCCGGUUGGGCUCAAGCUAUUCUUUUUUCUGCCGAUUUGGGUCAAUUUCAAAAUACUUCCACAGUUGACUGUAAAAAAAAAUCCAAUAAAAAACAUAAAAAGUGAUCUUAUGUACGAGUAUAAAAUUUAAAAAGGUUGUUCUUUUAAUAUUGUAAUGUUAAAAUAUAAUAGAAAUAUAUA